AUGUCCAACAAUGCCUCUGAUGGUACUGAUGUGGCCGUGGCACUUCGCUAUGCUCAUAUGGAAGCGUUCCUGGAUCUGCAGCUGCACGAGGUUAUGCUUCUUCAUGAGAUCUACGUGGAUGAGGCCCAGGACUUCUCCCCAGCUGAACUAACAUCUCUCAUGUCCCUGUGUGGAGAUUCCAGCGGGGUCACUAUCGCAGGCGACACAUGUCAGACAAUCAAUCCUGGAAGUGCUUUCUCUUUCCAAGACAUUAUCGAUGCCUUUCAGCGAUUGGAGCCAAAACCUUUCUUUUGCGGUGGCCAUGCUGACAAGCAAGACGAUCCAGACGUCAAGUGGGAUGAUGCCGAGAAAUGCUGCUUGAUGUCACUGGGUUUUAACUUCCGCUCUGCCACGCCGAUUGUGCAGCUGGCUAACAGCGUGUCAGAACUUCUAUUGCAAAUGUUCCCAUGUGCUGCGGAUGCUGUGGAGGAGAUGUCUGCAUCUGACCAGGGUGGUAAGCCGCCUCUGUUUGUGUACUCGCCUGAUGUUGUGGACGUCGUCAUGGGCACCGGUGCGCUCCGUGCAAGCAGUAUCGAUCCCACGACUGGCGUCGUCCUGGUUGCUUCGAAUGCUUCGCGCCAGUUUGCUGCAAGCAUUUUUGUCUGCAUUCCUUGUCAGCAGAACCGCGCGACACUUUCACUUACCAUCAUUCCUCUUGGCGACAACUUUGCUUUAUCCUUCAAACAGGAGUCAGAACGUGAUGAUGGCCUGCGAAGCACAAUCUUGACUGUGGCAGAGGCCAAAGGCCUGGAGUUUGACUUCGUGGUGAUUUGCGACUUUUUCCGGGACUGCCAGAACAGUGAUUCCUGGUACGCUGUCGAAGAGUUCUUCGAAAAACGCAAAGCCCGCAACCACAAGUCAUCCCUGGUCCAUGAUCUCAAAGCGUUGUACGUGGCCAUAACCCGCGCGCGUUUUGGGUGCGCGUUCGUGGAAUCGGGCCCAGACUGGCUGUGGAAUCCUAUGGUUAAGCAUUGGCUUGAAAAGAACUUGCUGAUUUUCCUGGAGAGCAAUCUGGCAUAUGCCAAGCUAUUCAGCGAAGUGGAGCAGAAACAACCUGUUCAGGCGUUCCCAAGAGUUAGCUUGGAUUCGGUGCAACAAGCUCUCACCUGGCUGUGGUCAGAGCUGCAGCUGCGCACUGGCCGGGAGCACAAAGCAGCACGAAAAGUCUUAGGCCAUGAGCGAUUGAGGCUUCAGGGCGGCGGGGCUUUGGAUUCCGAGUUUGCGCAGAAAUUCAUGGCCACGCAUGGGGGCAGCCAUCCGAGCACUGGGAAGGACAACACGGAUUCGAUUUCUUGGGUGCCUGACCUCACACCACUUGUGCACGGGAUUGCGCGCCGCUCAGACAUGGCAAGGACGGCCAGCAUCAGCCCAUAUCAGCCCUAUGUGCCGAUCGGCGGCCCCAAAAACACCACACUGGCAUGUACAAGUAGCUGGCUGCCAGGACACCGCAGAGCCUAG
This is a messenger RNA of Symbiodinium pilosum, 1497 nucleotides long. The record is from the annotation of a GenBank genome assembly. NCBI's taxonomy places the organism in Eukaryota, Dinophyceae, Suessiales, Symbiodiniaceae.